AUGGAGCUGCGCGGAUUGGGAGGGCUAAAUGAGACAGCAGCCAACAAAGAAGUCCUUGAAGCUGGUAGGGAUGACAUCGUUUCCUCAGGAGCAGCCAGUCAUUGGGCCAGGAAGAAAAAACAGGAUGUGUUCCAAGAAUUCGCAGAGCCAGUUAAGAAUGUUCUUCAGGGAAACAGAGAAAGAUUGUCAAGGAUGAUGAACUCAUCUUUCUGUGCCAUGGAGGAAAAAGUUAAGGAUGUUCUGGAAACCCAGUAUGAACAAAGAGAGAAACUUUAUCGAGAAUAUUCUCUUCAGGUUACAAAUUUGAGUAGGAAGUUAAACAUGGAUGCAAACCAAGUCAAGAAACAUGCUGAGAAACUCUCUAAUAUGUUUAUGGAGCAACAGAAGUUUAUUCAUGAAUCUCUCACUCUUCAGAAGAACAGAAUGGAGGAAUUUAAAUCCCUGUGUGAAGAAUACUUGCAGAAAUUUGAGGCGCUGAGGGAUUCUCGGGGAAAUUCCAUUGCUGAAGAGCUGAGAUGUCUCAUGGCCACCUUGGAAAUAGAACUUCUGAUGCUACAUAGCCAGCAAGAGACUGCUGCUGCUCCACAGUCUCUCCUGGAUAUGUUAUUCUCAUAAUACCUUGGAGCACAAAAGUCAAUACGAGGGGAGCAGAAAUAAGCUCGGUGAAGCUACUUGUGGUGAUGUUUGCAGCUCCAGUGACUAGAUCUACUCGUGUCUUCCUCCUGUUCCUCAAGGUGCUCCUUUCUGUUAAAACCCAAAUAAACCCAAGGAUUUGUGUGACAGCAGCGCAAAUAUGUCUGUUGGAAGCUCCAGCCCUUGGGUACAAAUGUCAGACUUUCCUUCGUAGCAUCGAAAUUAAGGGUUAGCACACAUUAGUGUUGAUAUAGUGGAUUAUCAUACCUGAGCGUCAUUGUGCCAAAUUAGAAGGCCCACAAGUGGGCCAUCCUUGUCAUGUCCAGAUAAAUAAUUAAAGAAGAUGCAGUCUUUUCUUUUACGUUAUGCUCUUAAAUGUGUUCAGUGAUGGAGCCUAUGGAACUGACCUUAAGCUCCCACAGGCAGCGUGCUCUUAAAAAGACUGUGCCUCAGAAACAGUUAAACUAGCACAAUUCAUCAAACCUCCCAAGGAAGAAAGAUGUGAGGAGUAAUGUGACUUGAAUCUGUGGAAAUGUCAUUUGCAGACAACAUUUACAAGGUCUUUCAAUUAAAUGUGUCUGUCACACUAAGAGGUGAUUCUGAAUGGGAAUACAGCUUAAUUCACCAUGGUUUAUUAAUUUCCUCGCUUGUAUGGAUAGGAGUAACUGAGAAUGUUCUGUUUUUGAAAGUUAUCGAAAUUUCAUGUCGCAUGUGAUCAUCAGGGAUAUACGAGGUCUCCUGUACAGCUAAAGCUCGUGUCCUGUGAUUUCCUGUAUGUAUACCCUGGGAAAUCUUUACUUGGGAACAUUUGAUU
This is a messenger RNA of Mastomys coucha (southern multimammate mouse), 1447 nucleotides long. RefSeq names its product X-linked lymphocyte-regulated protein 3A-like. Gene Ontology annotation, cellular component: synaptonemal complex. The record is from RefSeq and is a predicted model, not a curated record. NCBI's taxonomy places the organism in Eukaryota, Metazoa, Chordata, Mammalia, Rodentia, Muridae. Bases 1 to 615 code for a protein of 204 amino acids. The transcript is spliced from 8 exons. Gene Ontology annotation, biological process: spermatid development; meiotic cell cycle.